Messenger RNA from Cydia strobilella, 2139 nucleotides. RefSeq names its product cystinosin homolog (gene Ctns). The record is from RefSeq and is a predicted model, not a curated record. The coding region runs from base 224 to 1516 and encodes 430 amino acids. Gene Ontology annotation, molecular function: L-cystine transmembrane transporter activity. Lineage: Eukaryota; Metazoa; Arthropoda; Insecta; Lepidoptera; Tortricidae. Gene Ontology annotation, biological process: L-cystine transport. The transcript is spliced from 11 exons. Gene Ontology annotation, cellular component: lysosomal membrane.
GAAAAUGUGAUCAUAAACCGAUUAGUGUUUGAAAUAACCAUUCCAAAUAAAUUAAUGCCGCCUGAACGAGGACUUGACGUCUGAAAGUCCAUAAUGCCGUGACACGAAUUGUUAUGAUAAGCCAUGAUCGGCGACCAUCAACACACAGCAGAAAACAACGUUGGCAAUGGAAUCGGCUGACUAAAUACUCGUGUAUGAAAGGAACAAAUUGAAAGCAGUAAAAAUGGCGCGCGGUAGUGUGUUUGGAUGUGGAUCUUCUAGUCAUAGCGUAAUGUUUGUUAAAGUUGCUGUUGCAGUAUUGUUCUUAGGAUUACCAUGUGCACAAUCGCAGGUAGAAAAAAUGUAUGUCGACGUCACAGAAGUUAACCUCUUAGUGGACGAGACGCGACUCUUCAAAUUGAUUCAAAUCGGCGAGUACAACGAAACCAUAGACGUGACAUUACAAGCCCAGCACCCGGACAUCGUCCAGUUCUCACCGCCUCACGUCUUGAUACCGGGCGUGGAGAGCCCCAAUACGACAGUCGAGAUAUCAUAUGAUAUCAGCGCGCAUGGGAAGAGUCCGGGACAUUCCGACGUUUCCUUUAAUGUCACGCCGAGUGGCAUUGUCAAUAUGGACACAGUAUUCAUCCUCGUAACCGUGAUGCACUCAAACGCCAUCUACAUAAUCUCGUACAUCAUGGGCUGGGUGUACUUCGCGGCGUGGUCGGUGUCAUUCUACCCUCAAAUCUACACCAACUUUAAAAGGAAAAGCGUCGUGGGCCUUAACUUCGACUUCCUCGCGCUCAAUGUCAUGGGCUUCACCAUGUAUUCGCUGUUCAAUUGCGGCCUAUAUUUCUCUAGCCGAAUACAAGCGGAAUACUUCGCUCGACACCCGAAGAGUUUGAAUCCAGUGCAGCUGAAUGACGUUUUCUUCUCACUCCAUGCUGUCUUCGCUACCCUCAUCACGAUAGUUCAAUGCCUCCUAUAUGAGCGCGAGGAGCAACGUGUUUCGCUGGCGGGUCGCGGGAUCUUAGGCGUUUUUGGUCUCGUAGUGAUAGUGACGGCCAUCUUGGGCGGCGUUGGCACCGUGGCGUGGCUCGACUUCAUAAACUACUGCAGCUACAUCAAGCUCGCCAUCACGCUUAUCAAAUAUCUACCUCAGGCGUACAUGAACUACAAGCGCAAGUCAACCGUCGGGUGGAGCAUCGGCAACAUUUUCCUCGACUUCACCGGCGGGUUCCUGUCCAUUUUCCAGAUGGUGCUGAACGCGUACAACUACAACGACUGGGUCUCCUUUUUCGGCGACGCCACCAAGUUCGGCCUGGGCCUCUUCUCGCUCGUGUUCGAUGUCUUCUUCAUUCUGCAGCACUAUGUGUUCUACAGAGAGAACAACGAUUUUGAUGUAGUAGACAAUAACAGUAGUGACGAGUCGAGUCAAGGGGAAACGCGGAGUGGUGACGGGCGGGAGUACUUUUUAUUGGUCGAUAAUUGGAAUGCCGAUGGAAAGAAGUACAAUCUCAAUGGAAAAGCGCGAUGAAGGCUGGCGGCAGCUCAAACCGAUCCUGUAGAAUAACAUUAGGUUAUUUACUGUGGUUGAUAGCUUUAUCGCAAUGCCAUACACAUUGACUUAUCCGCCCACAAUUGUCUACCUAGAAUAAUGUCUAGCUUGCUCAAGAAAAUACCUAAAAGGUAUUUUACGUCUUCCCUAUUUGUAACUAAGAUUUAUAUUUUUAGACUUUCAUAGUCAUGUAUUGUUGAGUUUAAUAUAAUUUAACAGGGACCAAUUCAAAAUUGACUGUUCUAGAUGAAUAAUUGACUGUAUUUUACAUUAGGUACUAGAGAAAAGCAGGAAUAAUAUCAUAUAUUUGUGUUGUUAAAUAGUUUGUUGUUGAAUGACAUAGUCAUUCGUUUCGAAAAGAUCUGUGAUGACAUUAUAUUGAAUAACGCAUUUUAUAUUAAAAUGUGUACAAUUCGACAUUAUUUUAUUUUAUUUUUCAACUCAAAAUAUGACCACAUAUAUACGAGAAGCCCAUCCUUUUCCCGCAUGCCACAUUUAAAUUAGGUCUUUAUUUUUGUACAAUUUAAAUUAGACCAAUUAACAUAUAUUAAUUAAGACAAACGCUGUAACUUUCUUGUUUAUCAAUAAACGUAUUUUGGCUU